Lycium ferocissimum is the source of this 2569-nucleotide messenger RNA. RefSeq names its product G-type lectin S-receptor-like serine/threonine-protein kinase LECRK1. The record is from RefSeq and is a predicted model, not a curated record. Gene Ontology annotation, molecular function: ATP binding; protein serine/threonine kinase activity. NCBI's taxonomy places the organism in Eukaryota, Viridiplantae, Streptophyta, Magnoliopsida, Solanales, Solanaceae. The coding region runs from base 155 to 2506 and encodes 783 amino acids. The transcript has a single exon. Gene Ontology annotation, biological process: protein phosphorylation; recognition of pollen.
UAUUGCAAGAUAAGAGAAAAGAAGUCCACCCAUUCCAAGUCACCUCAUUAUAUGGCCUUUUGCAUUAUAAUAUGCAAGUCUUGAGUCUGCACUACCAUCUUCAUCCCCUUUGAGAAAGAUUUUUAUUCUCCAUUUGGUAUUUUCUUGUGUAACAAUGGUUUCUCGGAAAAUCCUAUUAUGGUGUGUCUUAUUACAAUUUAUCUUUAUUUGCUCUAUUUCUCAAGAAAAUGUAAAUAUUAUUCCUCUUGGUUCCAACAUCACAGCUGGAAAUAAUUCUUCAUACUGGCUUUCACCCUCUAGAGAGUUUGCCUUUGGGUUCUACCCUCUUAGCAGUACUGGACUCUUCCUUGUUGGCAUAUGGUUUGAUAAAAUCCCCGAGAAAACUCUCGUAUGGUCAGCCAAUCGCGAUGAUCCAGUUCCUGCCAGAUCAAAGGUUAGUCUAACGCUAAGUGGACGCCUUGCGUUGACGGAUACUAAUGGGACAGAAUUUGUUUUGUACAAUGGUACAAGAAUAAGUCAUGCUGCUAUGCAAGAUGAUGGAAAUUUUGUCCUGACAAAUUCAUCCUCCGGAGUCCUGUGGCAAAGCUUUGAUUUCCCAACAGAUACUAUUUUGCCUGGUCAAUUUCUUGAUAUGGGGCAGAAGCUAUUUUCUAGUGCCAACGGGACAGUAGAUUACUCAACGGGGAAGUACAGAUUAGAGAUGCAGACGGAUGGGAACGUGGUCUUGUCUGCAUAUAGAACUACUGAUUUUGGAUACUGGAAUGCUCAAACUAUAAACAAUAAUAGUGUACGGUUGGUCUUCAAAAAUACAACUGCUACUUUGUUCAUUGUGAAUGGGAGCUCAAUCAUAUACUACAUGACAGCUAGCCUGCCUGCUUCAGUUCGAGAUUAUUACCACAGAGCUAUGAUCACUGACAAGGGAAAUUUCCAACAGCUCUUCCGCAGCAAAGUAAAUGGGAGCGUUUGGGAUGUUGCGUGGCAAGCUAUCACGCAACCUUGUAUUGUGAAUAACAUUUGUGGUGUAUAUGGCUUUUGCGAAUCACCUGAUAACAAGGAAAUCAAUUGUAGUUGUUUGCCAGGAUAUUGGCCUAGGGAUCAGCACAAUCCAUCUAAAGGUUGUUAUCCGAGCGUGGUAAAAGAUUUUUGUGAUCCAAAUUCUUCACAUUCGGAUGUCUAUGUUCAAAGGAUCUCUAAUGCUGAUUUCCCUAAUAGGGAUUAUGCAGAACUAGAAAGGGUUUUUCAAGCCAAUGAGGAGAUUUGCAGGCAGGAAGUGUUGAAUGAUUGUCUUUGUGAGGCAGCUGUCUUGAUUGGUUCAACGUGUUUCAAGAAGAGGAUGCCUAUACAGAAUGCCAGAAGUGUUGAUCCUGAUACAAACAAUAUGGUUGCAUUCCUUAAAAUUAGCAACUAUACGACAUCUGAAAACAAAAACCACUCUGUCUCUAAGGGUGUCCUCAUAGCAGGUGUCAUAGUAUGUUCAGUACUUGCUCCGCUUUUUGCAGCAAUUGCUGUAUAUUAUCAACCUUUUGUGCAGAUACAUAGACUUGCCAAAAGCCCUCCAAAAAGAAAGCCAAUUGAGCUGAAUUUAAGGGCAUUUUCGUUCCAGCAGCUGAGCGAAGCCACCAAUGGUUUCAAGAACAAAUUAGGGCAAGGAGCUUCUGCUGCGGUUUAUAGCGGAAUUCUCAAGUUAGAGGAUGAAGAAGUUGAAGUUGCUGUGAAGCAAUUAGGAAAUGGCAUUGAACAAGGCGAUGAUAAAGAAUUUUUGGCAGAAGUGAGAGUGAUUGGUCUAACACAUCACAAGAAUCUGGCUCGUUUGCUAGGCUUCUGCAACGAAAAGAAUCAUCGGCUUCUUGUUUAUGAAUUGAUGAAAAAUGGGGCUGUGUCAAGUUUGAUCUUUUGGGAUGGAAAAAGACCAAGCUGGAAGCUAAGAAGUGAUAUGGUACUUGGGACUGCUAGAGGCCUAUUAUACUUGCACGAAGAGUGUGAGAACCAGAUCAUUCAUUGUGACAUUAAGCCACAGAAUGUCCUUCUUGACAAGAACUACACUGCCAAAAUUGCUGAUUUUGGCCUUGCAAAGCUUCUUAAGAAAGAUCAGACGCGAACAAGCACGAAUGUUAGAGGAACCACGGGUUAUAUGGCACCAGAAUGGCUAAAAAAUGUGCCCGUGACAACCAAGGUUGACAUCUACAGCUUUGGUGUUUUGCUGCUUGAGAUUAUUUUCUGCCAAAGGCACAUGGAGUUGAACCUAGCUGGCGAAGAAAACGAAGAGCUCGAGUUGAUCUUAGUGGAUUGGGUUCUUCAUUGUGUGAGAAACGAGAUGCUGAGAACUGUUGUUAGUCAUGAUGAAGAAAUAAUGUGUGAUUUUCACAAUUUUGAGAGGAUGACUGUGGUUGGAUUAUGGUGCUUGUGUCCUGAGCCGAAUCUUCGACCAUCUGCAGCAAAGCUUGUUCAGAUGUUGGAAGGAACUAUAGAAAUAGGCGUUCCUCCAAUGGUUGAUACAACUAUCUGAUUGAUUUUCUGUACUUUCUUGUGAUUUGUCCAACCAUUAAAUGCCAUUCUGUUUUAUUAGUCA